Leopardus geoffroyi (Geoffroy's cat) is the source of this 10443-nucleotide messenger RNA. RefSeq names its product SRR1 domain containing (gene SRRD). The transcript is spliced from 8 exons. The record is from RefSeq and is a predicted model, not a curated record. Gene Ontology annotation, biological process: microtubule-based process. Bases 1 to 984 code for a protein of 327 amino acids. Gene Ontology annotation, cellular component: cytoplasm; nucleus. NCBI's taxonomy places the organism in Eukaryota, Metazoa, Chordata, Mammalia, Carnivora, Felidae.
AUGGCGGCAGCGGCGUUGGAGCCCUGGCAGGCUGCGGCCCCGCGCAGGAAAAGGCGCUCGGCGGCGCGGCGUCCGCGAGGGAGGGAGGCGGCGGCGGGGGGUCUGGAGGCCGAACCAGAGACGGACGGCCGAGUCGUGCUUCGUCGCAUCCGGGAGGCCCGGGAGGACCUGCUUCUCUCUGAUUUCUGGACUCUGGCCCUAGAAACCAUCAACGGCUGUCUGACGAAACAUCUGGAACAACUGAAGGCCCCAGUGGGGACUCUCUCAGAAGUCUUUGGAAACCUGCAUCUCGACUCCUCGCCAGAUGAGUCGGAUGCGGCCCCCGGCUGCCUCCCAGGAGAGACCCUGGUGCCGGGAACCUGCCGUCUGAAGUGUGUAUGCUAUGGCCUUGGGAACUUUGCCACCUGCGUCAUUGCUAGAAACCAGCUAACGUUUUUGCUUCUCUUCCUGGAAAAGUGCCAGAUUCCCAGAAGGCACUGCUGGGUAUAUGACCCUGUGUUUAGCCAACUAGAAAUUGCAGUUCUGAAUAGCCUCGGUGUGAUUGUCCUCAGUGAGAACGAGGAGGGAAGACGCAGCGUGUGGGGCGAGCCCACCGUCUUUUACAUGCCCCACUGCGGGACGGCCCUGUACAACAACCUCCUGUGGAGCAACUGGUCGGUAGACGCCCUUUCCAAGAUGGUCGUCAUCGGGAACAGCUUCAGGGGCCUUGAGGAAAGGUUGCUGGCAAGGAUUCUGCAGAAAAAUUAUCCCUAUGUCGCAAAGGUUUUGCAGGGACUGGAGGAGCUUGGGCUGCCGGAGACGCCACAGUAUGCGGACGUAUUCAACGACACCUCCGUCCACUGGUUCCCUGUACAGAAGCUGGAACAACUCCCCACGGACACAUGGGCAUUUCGGGAAGAACCAGACUAUGGGGACUGUGAGGACCUUGAAAUCAUCAGGAACAAGACAAGAGGUCCUUCGGCUGCUGACCUGAAGUCGCCAUGACACGGUGCCAGCCGAGGCAGAAGCAGCUGCCCCCGGAGAGGACGGGGGAGGCUCCGUGGAGGGAGUGCCGACAGCCCCCUUCUUUGCAGCAGGCCAGAUUGCAGAGCACCGGGAAUAUUCCAUUCGGUUCUCCCCCUUAGACGAGGACGUGCUGUGGAAGGACUCGGCAUAAAGAUGCACCUCCUGAGCCUUGUGUCUUAUGUCCUUUGCUGGCAACCUGACCCAAUAGGGAAUACUCCCAGAUGGAGAGUAAGUACUCUUUCAAGGCCGGUUUCAAACACUGUUUAUUCAUAACCACGUCCGUCUCCAGUGCACGUGUCCAGCCUGCUGCCCUCUACUUGGCCAUGUCAAUCAGGCUCUGCAGGGAGGUGGGCACCCAGGUCUUCUCACCCUGGACGAACACCACCCCCCGGUCGAUGUAGAUGACGAUGCGGCCAAACGUGUAGAGCUGCUUCCCUUCAUGUCGCUUCCCGAUGACCGGCAUGAAGACGAUGUUGUGCUCCUCGGCCUUGGUCUCAAUGAGGUCCUUGAAGUUCAUGGGCACAGAGCUGGCGGCCACGCCGAUGCCCCUCUGGGCCAUGUUCUCAGCCUCCCGUCGCUCCUGCAUGGCCUCGUACUGGAAGUCCUUCCUCCGCUCCGUGUGGGUGAGGUAGGCGAUGUUCUCCCGUGCCCCGGGCUGCAUGUAGGCACCUGGGAGACAGGGGAGGGGAGGGAAGGGGGGGAGUGAGGACAGGUGUUGUGGCCCAAGGGAAACAGAGACUGCUUUGGCAAAACCUGCCUGUGACUCCGUGAAGGGCGGCGGGGCCUUGGGGGCACAGAGAACGGAGAUGGACACUAAGCACCUUCCGGGAAGCUCGGGCAGCUGUCCGCCGCCACAAAAAAACUGGAAUGAUGUGUAAUAACCAGAGAGAUGCUGAACAUAAAAUACCACAAGAGAGUCAUCCUCCCAGGGCCGGAAACCUUGACAGCACACGGCCUAGCCUAGUUCUAUUUUUAACGUCUCCAUACAGGCCCGGCCCCGGAAGGAUUCAGAAUGCAACUGGGGAGCCGAAACAGCUGUUGAAGGACAGCAUGGGGCCACAAAUGCCCAGUGCCAAGGGGUGUGGACGGGAACAGCUCUGGGAGGUGGCCUGGGCCCGGGGUGGCUGAGGAAGAGUUUCUAGAGAGCAUGGAAAAGGGAACAGCCCCCUGAAGGACCUGGGUAAGUAGAGAGCACAGAAGUACACCCACCUCAUUAAACAGAACAUAUAACCUACGAACUCGAUUUUCAUGGAGCAGACUCAAAGGAUUAAAGGCUCAGGAAAUAGAAACUACAACCCUAGCUGUCACUCUGGCUGGGUAACCUUGAACAAGCUCUCGGCCCUGAGGAGCUUAUCUGGGAGGCAGCGCUGGCCUGGGUACUCCGGUGGCCUUCACGUGGAGACUCGAGCACACUGACACAGGACUGACACACCUGGUUGGGAGCUGGGGACGGAUAUUAAGUGGACAGGCACCUGCCUGCUGCGGAGACAGCAGAGACCCUGCCCGCAAAGUGCGACACGCACACUGUAGCUCACUCGAUCCCUGGAAGUGCGCAUUAGGACUGUUUCACAAGGAAAGAAAAUGGGCCAGGCGGGCUUAGCAACUGCUAUGUGUCAGGCUGUGCUCCGGCUCCUGGUCAGGGGGCCAUCACAUCUGAACAGCACACACAGCUGUUCAUGGAGGCAUGCCGGCGAACGUGAAAAGCCACACGGCAGUGAUCGCGAAGGGGGCCCCAGAGGUAGGCCCCCUACAGUGAAUCCAGCCACAGUCAGACUCGGGUCAGGGGCAGAUGCCCCUCCCAGUGCCGGGAGAGCUGGGCAGCGUGUGCUGGCUAACCGUGUAACCGGGUCUGCUGGGCAAGUGUCCGCGUUGGAGCGGGCCGCCCACAGGGACUGGAUUCCGUGUCAUUUACGUGAUCAGAAGCACGGCGCUCAGGGCCAGGAUGUCCAAAGCGGACUCUCCACUCACCGACGUUGGAGGACACUGCCCUGUUCAUGAUAUCGAGCGCUUCAUUGAAUUUGUCCUUGACGGAUGGGUGUGCCAGCACUUGAUCUGAGAACAUGGACUUCCAGCCCAGGUACCACUUGGUGAUCUCCUCAUAAUUUGGGCUGUUACUAAGCCAAGAGCACAGCACCUGCCAAAAAGACAACAGGAACCAGGCAUCCAUUAGGCAGAACUUCAAAGGGACCUUUUACUUUUGUUCUGAUUGUGGUCCUGCAAGCCAGUGACACUUGUAGGGGUUUCUAGGGGCUGAACAGUCUGGCAUUUAGAGCAUGGAAUUUGGAGUCAGCUUGGCAGCUAAGUGCUUUGAACGUAAACUCCCUAAACCGCAUCCACCCAUCUAAACAAGACGCCAGUCCCUACCCCCGAGUUUCUGUGUGAGGAGUGGAGGUGACGCACAUCAAGUGCUUUGCACCUGGCACAUGGCAAGCGUCCAGUAAAUGCUGGUUUUACUAUUACUGCUUAUUUCUGUUACAUAUCACAGCUCUGUUAUCCGACAGUUGUCCAAGGAUCAAGCUCCUAGUCAGACCUCGGCAGAAAACUGAGCGAAGCCUCUCUGCCUCCAGCCCAUCCCUCAGAAGACACAGCAAAGCAGGGUGUACCUGAAGCCACUUGGGGAAGAAGUGCUUUUCGAGAAGCCCCACCAGGCUGGAGACGGAGAUCAUCCCUUCCCAGUCGAUGACCCAGUAAAAAGCAUCCAUGUGCUGCUGGUGAGGGUUAAUGACUAAUUCCCCAAGACACAUCCCUGCAAAAGAAGCCCGGUCUUUAAGGCAAAGCCACAGAAGCACAAAGGGCAAACCCUCCAGCGGACAACACUGGUCGUUAAUCCAUUUCUAUACAUCAAUCCCAAGCUCUUGAUAGGGCAACUCUUAAAAAUCACUUUCCUCUAUAACCCAGAAAUACUGUAUAUUUAAAAUCAAACACCACAAAAAAAGGCAGAAUGCCAACGUUUCUCAUGUUACCAGAAGCCCAAACAAGACCAGUUAGGAACCAGGAGGCACGGGGGCUCUGAUGUCCCUGAUGCCAUAAGAACCUUUGGGCACGUUUAUAUCCCAGCUCUGUGCACGAAGCGGCACUCGUGGCGAGCAGCACCAUGUGCCGGGCUUUCUACGGAGCUCCAAGAGCGGGUCUUAUGGGGCACGGGUCACGUCGCCACUGGCCACAGACACGGUGCCACAGCCGCUGGACCUAACACACCUUCCCCGUGUGCUCACCCAGCUUGGGCACUAUGUUCUUGACCAUGAAUGCCUCCCAGGAGCCGGGGGUGAAGACGUCUUUCCAGGGCUGGAGGAUGAGCUUGGCCGAGGAGUCGCUGGGGUGCCACUUCUGCAGGGCGCUGGACAGCUUGCUGCGGAUGGGGGAGUAGAGCGGCUCCAGGCGCGCCUGCAUGAGGGGCAGCCACGGGUGGACCCACGAGUGGAUGGGCACGGUGUCCGUCAGCGGGUUCCAGUUUUCCACCUGCGGGAGCAGUUCACGAUGCACUGUGCGGUCAGUGGCACGGAGGCCGAGUGCUCCCCUGGCCAAGGCCCACGGGCCCCUCUGCACGACCAAACUAACACUCACACAACUGCGGGAGGUCUCACAAAUGGCACAAAUUCUAAUUAGAGAAACCAAAGAGAUGAAUUCCCUGCUAGGGGACUCUGGGGGAGAAGUGCCGACAAAAGGGCCCAAGUUGCCCACAGGACAGCAGCUGUGUCAGCAGAUUCGGUCAAUCCCAGGCCCUCCGACAGCACCGAGGGACUGGAGAGGUGCCCCUGGUUCCUGCCGAUGGCUGCCCCCUGCAGCUCUGGGCCCUACCUCCUUCUGCAGCUUGGGGAAGAUGAGCUGGUCCAGUAUGUUAUCUAAGAUCCACACGGGAAUAAUGUGCACCCAGCUGUCCAAGAAGUCCACCAUCGGGUCACAGUUCCUCGGCUGCCAUUGAGUGAUGAUAUUUCGAACAAAUGGCAUCCAGACUUCCCAUAUCAGCCUGCAGGAGACAGGCGAGGGCAGGAUGGCGGCACCGAUGGGGUUUCAAAGCAGACAAAGUCCACCGCCAGCAGCCCUCCAGAGUAAGAAAGAAAGUGGCACAGACGUCCAGGCACAGCAAACCACCAGGCCAGCCCCCAGACUGCCCGGACCUGUGCCUGCCUCCCCCUUACCCUGCCAGCCGCCUGCUCACCCCCCAGGCCUGUCUCCCCGGCAGAGCUCACCUGCUUGGCAGCGAUACUGCGGGGGCACAAGGGUCCCCUCUCCAGGGACUGCAGGCCUUCCCACCUGGCGCUCUGACACCUCACCUCUUGGGUCACAGCUUCAACGUCCCUCCUCUCAGAGACCUCCGCCUCCAACUACUCCCAGGAGGCAUGUGUCCCGGCUUUAUUUGUCCGCUUCCUUACCCCCACCUACCUCUCCCAUUCCCCGCACAUCGAGGCUGGCCGCCACCUGGCACAGCACGGCCCUGACAGACACGUGACAAGCACGGUGUGAGCGAGUGGACUCCUGGAACGGGGCCGGCACGCGCGGAGGAGGCGGUAGAGGCCAGUGCCCGCCUUCCCCAGUGGGAUCGUCCCCCCGCCCGUGCCCAGUACCUGUGAAAGGCGUCCGCCGAGAGGUCCUGCCCACCGUGAGAUAAGAGCUGGUCGUUCUCAAGGAGGCUCUUCCACCUGGAGAUGACCUCCGUGCCGUACGAGCAGUCCUGGGGAGAGACGCAGCUGUGAGCCGAGCUCCCUGCCCCGUGCAGCCCUUCCAGGCCGGGCCCAUCCUGCCAGCCACUCACCUUGAGCGGGUCCCACUCCUUAAAGUACUCCUUCACAAGCGGGUAGACGAUGGCCACAGCCAGGUCCACGCGGUCGGACAUCCGGUACUCCUCGUAGUACUUGUCCUGCAGGGUCUCGAAGACUCGGGCGCACUCGUCCAGGGUGAGGGGGUCGCCGCAGGCGGGCUGCAUGCGCCGCUCGCACUCCUCCACCAUCUCCAGGACCUUGCUGAGGUUGGCGAUGACCCGCUCCUCGUGCUCCAGGACCUCCGACAUCUUCUCCAGCUCGUGCGACAGGUUGACCACCAUGUCGCGCUCGUACUGCAGCUGCCGGUCACUCUGGAUGAUCUCCUGCUCUGUAAGGUCGAUGAGCAGCUGCAGGUUGUGCUCCAGCUCGGGCAGCGCGAAGCCCGGCGCCUUGGCCUCUUUGCCGGGCAGCGGCGGCAGCUGGGACUGCGGCGGCAGCCCGUCGUCGGGGACGCUGUGCUUGUGGCUGAUCUGGCUGUAGCUGUAGUAGACCUUCUGCUCCCGGCCGGUCAUGUCGAUGACCUGGGGGAAUGCGGCAGGGGGGACCCGGGUCAAGGCUCACCAUCGCUGCCCUGGGACAGUGCGCGCCAGGCCGGGCGAGGGCAGGGCGCCGGGGCAGGUGCUCACGAACCACACAGUACGGCACGGCCGGGAAGGCCGUGUUUCCCACAGCGGAGCCCCUGCCACACAGACAGGAGGGUCAAGGACGGAAGCACCGCGCACAACCAGCAGUUCCAGACUCGGUCCCUCUGGACAAGACGGACAAGGCUUUUCCAUCUAGGAAAAGCCGUGAAACUGGAGUGCAGACGACUCAGCUGAGGUGAAAAUCUAUUGCCACGCAUAGUAGAGGCUGUGCUGAUCAAAGCGGGUAAUAAAACACGUAUGAUCAAAAUAUCACACUUGCUGUAAGAAAAAUGCAUAUUUAGGCAGACAGAUCUAGAAGGACAUGCAUCAAGAUGUUAAAACUAGUCGCCUAUAGGAAGGAAAGAAAAGAAUAGUUUUGCCUCUGUAUUUUCUAAUUGUCUAGAAGGUACCACACACUGCUCCGUAAUAAUACAAAAGUUGUAUUUUGAUUUGAAAACAAAACGUCAAAAAAAGUUACCAGACCAAGGCAACCUAGGUGAGCAUUUUGAGAAAACAGGGGAAACUGGUCUAUACUGGAAUAUAAACCGUACUGAAACACAGUGACCCAUCAGCACUUGAAGUAACAGUACGACCCAAGAACCAUGUGCAUUAGAAUCAGCUGGAGAAAAAUGAACAGAGUUCUCAUGCCCUGCCUCGAUCCACGGACUCCAAAUCUCUGAUGAGAACCCACACAUUGGCAUUUCUUACCAGUCCUCCCCACCCACAGCUGGCGCACGACACCCUGACAUUUGAGAACCCCACGCGGUGACACACACAAUCUGUCCUACGCCAAACUGCACCAGACAACUGUCACCACCCUCGUUCUCUGGCUACUCAGGGGAGUAACAGGAAACCCAGGACUGGAUGCACGGAACAGCGGCUGAAAAUUCCAUCCAUUUUUCACAACUGAAAAUACUCCAGUGCUGGUAUGCCCUGAGGACUCUGUCCUGCACUCCCAGUCAGAGCGGGCUUGUGCACCCUUUCCAGUAGUCGGGGGCCUUAGAAAGCUUCCUAUGUUUAACCUGGUGACCGUACUUCUAAGGAUCUAUCCUUACAAAAUGUCCGAAACAAAGACAAGACUUGACACAAACCGGCCAGCCCGAACCAAGCCAGGAAAAAGCUGAAGAUCUAGGACAGAGCAAAACCAAAGAUCAGGCACUACUGGGCCAGGUCGAUGGCAACAACCGCCCGGACCUGAGUAGAAACUAACUACCUCUUUAGACAGCCAGGCCCUGGCCCGUCCGCCUCACGCCCGGCUCGCCUACUCGCUUCUGCUGCACACCUGCUACCUGCCGUCCCACACUAUCCAACGUCUCCCGCCUCAGCAAAAGGAGAGGGUCGGUGACAAGAGCAGUGACAAUACGAGGCUCUGCAGCAUCCCGCUGUCCCUCAUAAACGCAAAGGGGAAAAACGGUGUUGAGACAGCCGGCCCCUCGGGGGCCAGAGCAGAGCGGCCCCCAGCUCACAGCUGGCUCCCCGCGACACUGGAGACGAAAGCCCGGCACCUACAAGUGGCCUUCGGGGCCAGUGCCGUGACCCGCCUGGUCGAUAUGCCUCGUCCCCUCCUUGCUCCGUGUGCUGCCUUCCCACCACAGCCCCCUCCGCGGCCUCUCCGCCACUAGGCUCGGAGACACGCGCUCGGUGGCCUCUGGCCUCACGACUGGCCCCACACUCACUGCCUUCUCCUGCCGGGAAUCCACUGAAGCCUCUCCUCCCUGACAGGCCUUCCCUGACCGCCCUACCUAAGUAUGUCACCCCUCCACAGCCCCCCACUCCCCACCUCACCUCCUACUCUGACCCUUCUCAGCACCUACCGCUCUCAGCAACCACACCACAGCUGCUUGUUGACUGUGUCUGGGCGCCAGGCUCUAAGCCGUUCCUCGUGGAGGAACCUCCGGCCUCCAGCACAGCGUGACACGUCACGUGUGCAACAGACAUCUGAAGGCCGACAGACUGAAUGAGCGAGCGAGUGAGCGAGCGACGGUGGGAAACAGCACAGACACCCCCCGCCCGUGACCCCUGACUUCUGGUUACCUCUUCCGCUUCUUCUUCUGAGUCAACCACGGGGAAGUCUUGCAGGGACUGAGUGGUACGCUCAGAGCCGUAAGCGCCCACGGCACCUUUGCCCUUUCUCUGUCUGGCUUCGAUUGGGUUAAUGAUACCUGACAGAUUUCAGCAAAAGAUAAAAAGAUUUCAGAUGGUCACAGCGAUUCCUGUAUUCGAACAAGGCACUCAGUGAAACCGCCCUUCCUCAGUCCUGACACAGAAUAACACAGCCCAGGAGGGAGGGCUCUUCUCUGCCCCUGGAACCCUGUCCGAGUCCCCUAUGAUGUGAAAUUUCUAAGCAUUUAUGGUACAAGAGGAUGCAGACAUCAGCGUAUCGAUGUCCUAAAUACAGAUUUUCGUAUCCGCUGUGGAUUUGUCUUUUUGAGAUACUGGGAGAAAAAAGAACUAUUCACAUGUAACUGGGAACUCUGGAGUACUAAAUUCUACACUUUCCUUGGAAGAAGGUUCCGGUAAGAAGAGUGAAUUAUUCGCAGAAUAUACUGACUGAAUGAGGUGAGGUGAAGCAGCAGUUCAGUAGGAGACCCCGUCCGUUUUCCUCGGUAGCUCCUGUCUCCUGGGCUUUGCUUGCUUUAUAGCAUGCGUAAGCCUUGGAAAUAACCAUUUUCCUCUAAGAGUCAACAGACGGGACUACCGCACUUCAGUGAAAACUGCCCAGCCUCCCCUUCAGCUAGUACUGCUGAAAUCUCAAGUCAGACCUUGUUCUCCUUCUGGGUCACCACUGCCAGCUCCGUGAGAUUCACGACUUUUCCUCCAGCUAACGCUGGGUGUAACCUGAACAACUACGCAGGAGGGGAGCCUGGACUCUUACAGACGAUUACUGUUUCCGUCCAGUUGCUGCCUGCUCACAGGAAACAGGACAAGGAGAGAGAAAGCAGGUUCCUGCAGGAAGAACCCAAGUGCUUGGCUUGUGCGGCUUUGAUGUCAAGGAGACAGGGACAUGUGAGGAGCUGUCUGGACGGGGCUGGGGCCUCGGGACAGGAGGCAGGGCUGCUGAGCACAGACAGAGGGCCCCACGUGGGAUUUGCUCAGCCAAGUUUACAGCCACACAAGGGCGCAUAAAAAAGCUACACGAAAGGGCACCUGGGUGGCUCAGCUGGUUAAGUGUCUGACUCUUGAUUUUGGUUCAGGUCAUGAUCUCAUGGUUCAUGAGUUCAAGCCCUGUAUCAGGCUCUGUGCUGAUAGUGCGGUGCCUGCUUGGGAUUCUCUCUCCCUCUCUCUCCGCCCCUCCCUCACUCACGUGCUCUCAAAAUAAAUAAACUUUAAAAUAGCAAAAAAGUUUGGGCCUACAACCCAAUGCUCUAAACUCUUUAUCUUAAAAAAAAAAAAAAAGCUACACACAAUGUUUCAUGGAUAUUCCUGGACUACAAACUCCUAUGCCUCCAGGGCCCAGGAAAGCUGACAUAAAGUAAGGGGUAUCGGGACCAAAGACCACAGGGGGUGGAGACUGCUUCCCCGAGGCCACGAGCACUGUCUGUGGCAGCUAAAACCAAUUCCUGGCAGACAAAGUCAAAAAUGUCAGGUAAAAUUAUCUUAUUUGUAAAUGCUGGCAACAGGCUCAGUCUUAAAGAAGCACCGGUCAGGCCACAAAGAAGCCUCUCGUCUGCAGCCUGACUGAGCCUCUUCCUCCUGCUCAGACAAGCUUCCGUUUGGGUCUGAGAAAGCAGACAGCCGGGGAGCACAGCCGUCAGGUGCCAGCGGGCCAGGCUGCAGACUCCACGGACUCGGAGAGGAGAAAAAGCAAACCUCGCCUCCGUCCCUCAAGACUACAGGGUGCCCACACCCUACCUUGUGCAUUCUUCCCGAGCCCCCUUCCAGGGACGUAGCCCAUCUUCUGCAGCAGCUUCUGUCCAAUUCCCUUGGUGUGUCUUUCCCAGCUGCCAAAAUCCAUGAAAGACUUGGUUCCUCCUGCAAAGCCUUUCUGGCUGGGUUUAAAAUUGCCACCCUGAGGAGGAAAAAAAAACAAAACCAAAGCUUAGUUGAUAGGGAAA